UCGGCUUAUAAACCCAGCGUCGAGGGUCAUAUCAGAAUUAUUUUAAUACAUCACACAUCAACAGGAUAAUCAUCAUCUCCAUCAGCAGCCAUGUUCUCCCGUUCUCUCCUGCUGCUUCUGCUGGGUCUUUCCUGCCUUCAGAGCUUCACAAUGGCACAGAAUGCAAACGGAGCAGGAUUGUGCUGUUUCGAGUUUCACAAAAAAGCGUUCCCUGCAGCGAAUGUUGUCACUUACAAAGAAACCAGAUCCGACUGUACACUUCCUGGAGUCAUUUUGACCACAAAGAAGGGAUUUCAAUUCUGUGUAGAUCCUGAGGUGGACUGGGUGCAGCAGAUCAUGAAGAUUAAACCCUCAGCCUAGACUCAGAAGACAGAUUAAAGCGCCUCUCCAUGAAAUUAGCUUCACUUUGCAGAAUGCUUCAAUUUACCUACACUUGACUUAAAGCAGUUUGAUACUGUGUGUAACAAGACAAAGCUUUUUCUUCAGUCUGUUUUAUCUUCUAGACAAAUAAAGCCCACAUUUAUAACUCA
Messenger RNA from Hemibagrus wyckioides, 530 nucleotides. RefSeq names its product C-C motif chemokine 3-like. The transcript has 3 exons. Gene Ontology annotation, biological process: positive regulation of ERK1 and ERK2 cascade; monocyte chemotaxis; G protein-coupled receptor signaling pathway. The record is from RefSeq and is a predicted model, not a curated record. Gene Ontology annotation, cellular component: extracellular region. Gene Ontology annotation, molecular function: chemokine activity; CCR chemokine receptor binding. NCBI's taxonomy places the organism in Eukaryota, Metazoa, Chordata, Actinopteri, Siluriformes, Bagridae. Bases 91 to 360 code for a protein of 89 amino acids.